AUGGCAGGCGAAGUUGCUAGCUUGGAAGCAGGAUCUGCACAUCAGUGGGAAGUAAGUAUUUCGUUAUUCACCACUGGAGAAACAGACUUAGACUUUGAGACCGUGACUCUCUACUCCCUGAUAAUCUAUGCCAAAGAUGACCAAGGAGGCACAGCAUCACAGACCAUUUUAAUCCAGAUUGCAGAUGUGAAUGAACCCCCAAUAUUUAUUGGAUCCCUCGCUCAGGGAGACCAAGUUACUGAGAUUUAUAUUCUAGAAGACAUUACCCCUGGCACAGUCAUUUACAGAGCUUUUGCCAAGGAUCCAGAGAAUGAAGUUUUGGAGUACUUCCUUUCCCCGGCGGGCUCUGGCUUCAGAAUUGACAGCACUGGAACAAUUUCUACAGCAGCAAGUUUUGAUUUUGAGAGACAAGCUAGAAGUUUCUUAUUAGUUGUUAAAGUGGUUGAUCCUGGAGGACUGUUUAUUGCUGGGAAUUUAAGGAUUUUUCUCAUCAAUGUCAACAACAAGACCCCCAUUCUUACCUGCAGUUUAUUCAGUAUUGAAAAUGCUGUCUUGGCUGUUACUUCUGUAAACUCAACUCUGCAUCAUAAAGUCAACAUCACACUGGAUGAAGAAAUUCCAGUUGGGAAGACAAUUGGAAAAUGCCAGGCAACUGAUGAAGAUCACUUGGGAGAUUUAACUUUUACAUUAGAUCCACAGAACACUUACUUUGCAGUUGACAAAGAGCACGGGACUGUGGUUUCUACUGACCGCCUUGAUGUGGAGAGAGCUGGCUUUGCUCGUGUUCAGUCCUUCUCCGUUAAGGCUUGUGACCAUGACCAGCGAUGUGCCACAAUUGCAGUGACUGCCUAUAUCCAUGGCAUUAAUGACAACCCACCUUUCUGUGAUCACUAUCUGAUUAGGUACACAGGCAAAGAGGUGAUUGCAAAAGAUACAGUAGUUGCAAAGCUCUUAUGUCACGAUCUCGAUGAGCCUCCUGAUACCAUCCAUUACGCUCCGGUCUCGGGGCCAAUUGGUUCUGGACAACUCUUUGUGCAAAUGCCAAAUGCUGAAAAUUUCAUCCAGGUUGCCCAAGAAUUGGAUUAUGAAAACCCAGAGAUUGUUGCUGUUGGACACAUCUACGAAAUGACAGUUUCAGUAUAUGAUGACUUACAUCCCUCCCAUACAGUAACUGUGACGGUCAUCAUAGAGAUUGCUCCUGCCAAUGAUUUCAGCCCUGUUUUUGAAGCUACACACUAUUCAUUCUCUGUUCCAGAAACAUCAGGAGAAAUUGGCUGCCUGUUGCUGAUCCAGCCCAAUUUCAGCUGGAUCAAUGGAUGGUGUGAUUCCUCUUUCAUCCUGCAACAGGCCAAGCCCAGCAUGUUUUGUGGAACAGGAACAGCUUUCUACAAAGUUGGAAAAGUGACUGCCAUAGACUCAGACUACCCACCUAACUGUGUGAAGUACAAGAUCAUCAGCGGAGACAUCCAGGUUAUACAAAGAUUCUGGGUCCAUCCUCUCUCCGGAAUGAUUGAACUCAUCACACAGCCAGACUAUGAGACCGUGAAGCAAUACAACCUCACUGUGGAAGGUGUGGACUGUGACAGAUUUCAUCCUCGCACGGGAUUGACCAUGGUCACUGUUGACAUAGAAGAUGAGAAUGAUGAAGCGCCAGCCUGCACUCCCUCUCUCUAUAAGGCCGUCAUUUUUGACAAUGCUGUUGCUGGGAUGAAUGUCAAUGGCUUCCAACUAAACUGCCACGACAGAGAUUCACAAGAUUUUGAAAUGCGCUUUGAGAUGGUUUUUGGCAAUGAGAACAAUCAUUUUGGAUUUGACCCAACUCGAGGCUCAAAUACUCCAAAAUUAAUUGUGAAGAACCCCUUUGAGUCCGGAGCUGAACAGCAGCGGAGGUACCAUCUCGUCGUGCACAUCAUUGAUGACAACCUGAAACACGGAAAAGCCACCAAGCCGAGGACAGGCACUGUGGUGAUAGAUAUUUAUGUGCAAAGGGCCAACCCGCCACCUCCUCCAACCACCAGUUCUGAAGUAAAAAGUUACAGAGUUUAA
Molecule: messenger RNA, 2046 nt
Organism: Condylura cristata (star-nosed mole)
Lineage: Eukaryota; Metazoa; Chordata; Mammalia; Eulipotyphla; Talpidae
Product: cadherin-related family member 3
Exons: 15
Coding region: 1-2046 (681 amino acids)
Biological process (GO): homophilic cell-cell adhesion
Cellular component (GO): membrane
Molecular function (GO): calcium ion binding
Source: RefSeq, a predicted model, not a curated record